AGUAUAUAAAUGGACAAAGCCUAACUUCUCUUUACGUUGUUUUCCCUAUUCGUUUCUCCCUCUGACGAUUGAGAUUCAAGAUAUUCAAAAAAGGCUUCUUGGUGAUUAUUAGGAUGUCUCUCAAGGGAAGAAGGCGUUGUCGAAGUUUACCUCCUGACAUCCUUAGUAACCUUCCUGAUAACAUAAUCGAUGUUAUUCUGAUAUGUUUGCCAAGUAAAGAAGCUGUGAGGACAAGCAUCUUAUCGAAGAAAUGGAGGUACCAUUGGCGUAGACUUACAGAAUUGACGAUUGAUCAAUCUCAUUGGAGUACAGAGGAGGAUUUACUAUAUCCUACUUUUAAAUUUUCGAAGCUUGUCUACCAGCUUUUAACCCUUCAUGAAGGACCCAUUACUAAGUUUACCAUCGACAUUACCAGGUUGAGAAGUUGUCCUGAGAUUGACUUCUUCAUAUAUCUCCUCUCGAUGAAUGGCAUUCAACAUCUUGUUCUUCACCUUCCAUGGAAAGAAGGUGAAGAAUACAAAUUGUCUUCACUUUUCACAUGUUUGCAGCUGAGGCAUCUAGCUCUUGAAAAUUGUUUUAUACAUCCUCCCUCGAACUUUCAAGGAUUUGAUAGGUUAAUCACCUUAGAACUAUGUAAUGUCACAAUCUCUUCUGAAUUGCUCGGAAGUUUGAUAUCUCAUUGCUCGUUGCUUGAGAAUUUGGCGCUGGUACUCUCAGAAGUUCCAGUUUCAAAUAUGAUAGAAAUUAAUGCCUCUAAGCUGAAAUCCUUUGAUUUCUCAGGCUGUAUAAGUUACAUCAGUCUAACGAACGUCCCUCUUUUGACAAAAGUAUCUCUGGACUUAUGUGAGGGUUCAUCUAUGGAGGCGCACAAUUUUCAUUUUGUGAAGUUUUUCGAGUCUUGUUUUGCUCUCGAGCACCUCCUCUUCCAGUUCUGUUUUGACGAGAUUGAUAUUGCAAAACCAGAUGAAGCACCAACAAGGCUCCCUUUUGAUCAUAACCGUGUCAAGCGGUUUUGCUUGCCUGGUAUUAUUCUGGAGCUAACAUAUGAGACAUUAUGCUGCUUUUGCUUGUUAAGAAGCUUCCCAUACUUGGAGUAUCUUGAAAUUGAGGUUUGUAAUGACGGUGAUGGUUAUGGUUAUGGCGAUGUAGAAUUGUUUAAACUUGAACGUUUUGCAGAUGUGACAUUUAAUCACCUCAGGGAAGUUAAGCUAGGCGAGUUUUGGGGGGAUGCUCAUGAGUUGGAGUUUCUCAAGCUUUUGUUAGCCAAGUCCCCAGUGUUGGUGACAGUGACUAUAGAUUCAUAUUUACUCCCCAAAAGAAGAUCAAAGAUACUUGCUGAAGUAUCAAACUUUUGGCAUGUAUCACCUACAGUUGAAGUAAUCUGUCGCGAUCUUCAGAGAAGAAGUAGUAUAUUUGAAGAUGAAACUAAUAGAUGGAAACGAAUGUUGUUGUACUAUUAGUAGUAAUCUAACAUGGUGUUUUGCUUUGGUUAGUUUGUUGUGUCAUUUAAGUUCCCAGUCUCUCUGUUCAUGAAUGAUUUUGUUCAAUGUGACAUGCUU
This is a messenger RNA of Solanum pennellii, 1559 nucleotides long. Its product is annotated as F-box/FBD/LRR-repeat protein At1g13570-like. The record is from RefSeq and is a predicted model, not a curated record. Gene Ontology annotation, molecular function: protein binding. Bases 114 to 1460 code for a protein of 448 amino acids. NCBI's taxonomy places the organism in Eukaryota, Viridiplantae, Streptophyta, Magnoliopsida, Solanales, Solanaceae. The transcript is spliced from 4 exons.